CCUAGCCAUCUAGCAUGACGACCACACAUCCGUUCAUCGCUUGACCCGAAUCGCACCAUGACUCAUCAGUCAGGGCUACAAAAUCUCCGCAAACAAUACCUCUCGCUCUACCCUCCCCACCUUAUCCAGCUCGACCUCGAACCGAGGCUCACACUCGCGAGGAAUCAGGGAUGGAUCUACGACCACUUAUUGUCAUCCGACUCGUUGGCUGCCCAGUACCCGCCAGCAAGUGACUAUCAGAGAAAAUUCUGGAAACUCCUUGUGGCUGCUCUGGAUGUCGAGUUGCGGGACGACAGGGCUGUCGAGGAGGAACUGGAACUCGACGACCGGAUAGCGGAGCACUAUACGGAACUCAUAUUUCAGUCUACAAACCCGCUCGACGUUCCCGGACCUUCCUACAAGACCUACAUAUACAACACAUCGCCAUAUUCCGCGGGCUCAAACUUUGUACCGCCUUCGGAGGAGAAAGCGAUCACCUUGCUGGAAGCGCAGACGACCAUCGAGGCGGGUUCGACUGGUCUACGAACCUGGACAGCUAGUCUUCAUCUGGCUACUCUGCUCUCGCUAGACGAUUCUUUGCUCGACCCUCCCUUCCCUCCCAUCGGUGCUCCUUCAGGAUCUUCCACGCCAUCAUCAAGACCAACUGGACGGACAAAUCUCCUCGAACUGGGUGCAGGCACGGGAUUCCUCUCGUGUUUCUUAGCGCAGACGGGAAGGCGAACAAUUUGGGCGACUGAUAUCGGGGAUGAAGAUGGAGGGGAUCUCAAUAACGAAGAAGAAUCUGAGGAACGUGGGCGUUUGGAAAAGGGCGGCGGUAGGAUCCAGGAAGACAGAGUGGACGGAUUGAGGCGGGGUCCGUUGAAGAGCCUGAAGAGCAACCUCAGGAUCAAUCGACAACGGUUUCAUUCCGAAUCCAGAGUCAUCCCUAGAUCAUUGGACUGGUUCGACUCUGUCCCGCCCAAUGACGAUUCGGCUCAAAGCGCCGCCGAGCCGUACGAGGCGGCAUGCGCGUUCUCGAAGAGCUUGCCCACAGACCUGGUCUUGCUCGCGGCGGAUGUGAUCUACGAUCCCGAUCUCGUCGCCCCGCUUGUAGCUACUCUGAAGAUGUUCCUAUCACAGACCGAUGACGAGGUCGGUCUCACUAAGAAGAGGUUUGGGCUUUUAGCCGCAACUGUGAGGAAUCAGGAGACGACCGACUUGUUUGAGCGAGAAUGCGAGAGGACCGGUCUGAAAGUACAUGUCGUACGCUCGCCCAUCCUUCCGGAUUCUGCAGCUACGCCAAUGUUCUGGAAUGCAAGCACUUGGGAGGGGCAGGACGUCAAGGUGGUCAAGAUCUAUGUGUGAGACUGGCAGCCGGUUCAAUCUUCCGAACA
Molecule: messenger RNA, 1373 nt
Organism: Filobasidium floriforme
Lineage: Eukaryota; Fungi; Basidiomycota; Tremellomycetes; Filobasidiales; Filobasidiaceae
Exons: 7
Coding region: 58-1344 (428 amino acids)
Source: RefSeq, a predicted model, not a curated record